AUGAAGCUCGACGACAUUGAUGUGAUCCUUACCCGGAACACCAUUCGGAGCUUGCUCUCCUUUGUCAAGACCGGAAUCAAGAGAUCAGUUGCUAUGCAAAUGCAUCUGAUCAACAACACUCUGAUUAUCGCGGCCGACGAAGAGAAAAAUCGGCGGUAUAAUGACCCCCGCAAGCGUCCUAACUGGGGUCAUGCCUUCGAGGACGCGUUCACAUCGUAUAGUGCGGAGCUCCGUGACAGUAUUUCCCACCAUCGAGUUAUCAAGUACAAGCUCGGAAGUGUCACCGUUGCUGUCUGCCACGAGGCAGAUGCUUCAUACUCGCAGUUGCCACAAGGUCCACAACAUCCCGCAUACCAAGAGAGGGGCUCCUCGUUCGGGAACAUCAAACCUUCCGCUGGGCUCAGACGACGAUAUGAACAAUUAAGCACGGACGGGUUGACAAAGGUGCGCCUGGCUGGAGCCGGUACGUUUCCCAGUGAGAUGGCAGAAUUGAAGGCAUCGUGCUUCUUCCAGUCGAUCGGGACCCACAUGAAUCAGCUUUGGUUCGGUCGAACAUCCUACAUCAUUACCGGAAAACAUGCUGAGGGCAACUUUCAAGAGUGUGGUAUUGUUAACGCCGAGUCUGAGUUCUCAAUCUGGGAAGAGAGGCACCAGGAGGCGCUGCAGAAACUCGAUUCACUCAUCAUGAUUCUACGCGAGAGGGUCGGAUCUUUAGGUGGCCAGGGGGUAGGAAUCAUCAACAAGUCGAGGAGCAAGACCAUAUUGGAGAUAUGGACAGCCCAGAAAAAGACAGAACCCCUCUCUGUCGAGUUCAUCGAGAGGCAUUGGAGCCAGAUUGAGACUGGGCGAUUUUCUGUUCAGUUCGGUUCGAAUAUGACCAGGCAAGAUUAA
Messenger RNA from Colletotrichum karsti, 891 nucleotides. Its product is annotated as geranylgeranyl pyrophosphate synthetase. NCBI's taxonomy places the organism in Eukaryota, Fungi, Ascomycota, Sordariomycetes, Glomerellales, Glomerellaceae. The transcript is spliced from 2 exons. The record is from RefSeq and is a predicted model, not a curated record. Bases 1 to 891 code for a protein of 296 amino acids.